AUGGAAGACCAUAGUACACACACAAUAUACAUCAAUCCUGACGAAUUUGAAGCGAAUGGGAAUGAAUUAUUAAUAAGCGACCACCCUUACAUUCAUUCUCCAAUAGAUGCUUUGGAAUAUUGGACGUUAGACAAUCCCACUCUUCCAUUUCUUGGCGAAAGAGAAUAUUUACAAGAUGGAAGGCGUGGCCAUUAUUAUUUUAGAACAUAUGGAGAGGUCUUGGAAUACUCACAAACACUUGCAAAAGGACUUCUUAAACAUGGAAUCAAAAAAGGAGACAAUCUCGGUUUCUUCUCUUCGAAACGACUUGAGUGGCAUUAUCUCUUCAUUGCUUGUAGUUACAUUGGGGCAAGGAUAUGUACAUUAUAUGACUCUCUUGGGGAUGAGUCUUUGCAAUACAUAUGUACUCAUGCUGAACUUAAAGUCAUUUUUACUUCAGAAGAUAAAGCUUGUGUUCUUCAAAGAGUCAAUUGCUUUCAGAACGUCAUUAUUAUGGAAGACUAUGACACUCCGGUUCAAGAGAAGUAUCAGAGUCUCUUAACAUUUAAAAGUGUAUACACUGAUGGAGUAAAUUCAAAUUAUUUAUUAAAAAAAGUGUCACCAGAAGAUGAUGCACUUCUUAUGUACACAAGUGGCACUUCUGGAAAGUCUAAGGGUGUAUUAUUAACACAUCAAAAUUUGAUAGCUUGUGCUACUAGUCUUGUACAACGGAUACCACUUGAGAUCCUUCAACUAUAUAACAGACAGACACACCCAAUGGUUAGUAUGUCUUUUCUCCCACUUGGCCAUGUCUUUGCUAUAGUUUUAGAAAUGACUAUUUAUAGAUUGGGUGGUGUCAUUGGGUUAAUGUCGAAAGGGAUACCAACACUAGUUGAAGACAUCAAUAUGUUAAGGCCAACCGUGCUCGCCGCAGUGCCUCGUGUGUUACAAACGAUUCAUAUGAAAGUGAUGGAAGGCAUAAACAACUUGAGUUGUGUUGAGAAGGUAUUGUAUCACACGGCUUAUAAAACUAAAGAACAGUUGCUCCUUAGCACCCCGACAUUACUCACGCCGGAGUUCGACAACAUCUUUUUCAAAAGAAUAAGAGACAAAUUUGGGGGAAGACUUCAAAUCAUAAUAUCAGCAGGAGCUCCUUUACCGGAGGGAAUAGCUCGAUUUUUUAGAGUAGUAAUUGUCGAUGCUUUAUUCAUUGGUUAUGGACUCACUGAAACGUGUGGGAUGGGACUUGCAUCAAGAUUUUGUGAUGGUGUCCAAUUUACUACAACAGGACGGCCAUAUCCAACAUGUCAAGUGAUGUUAAAAUGUGUACCUGAGAUGGGGUUUUGUACAAGAAACCAUCAAUGCUGUGGAGAAAUUUACUUGAAGACCACGGCUGGGUUCAAAAGGUAUUACAAAGAAAGUGAAAAGGUUAAUACAGAAAGCAUUGUGAAUGGGUGGAUUAAGACAAAUGAUAUUGCAGAAUACAAAAAUGGCGAUUUUGAGAUCAUCGCGAGAGCAAACAACGUCUUUAAAUUGUCUCAAGGAGAAUACGUCUCAACAGAAAAGAUCGAGAAUAUCCUCCAAGAGUCCAUUUUUGUUCACGACAUCUUUGUGGAUGGAAAGUCGGUUUUGAAUUAUUUAUAUGCAAUUGUUGUUCCAAAUGAAAUUGCGAUUCGAAGCGAAUACAAAUCAGAAACAAGUAAAAACUUAAAUCUGGAACAAUUGUGUCAUGAACCCACAGUCAUUAAAAUGGUGUUAGACAAUUUAUCCAAAAUUGCUACCGAACACAACCUAAAAGGCUUUGAAAAGGUCAAACGACUAAUUCUCCAUCCCAUCCCCUUCGACACCAAAAGAGACUUGAUAACUCCAUCUCUCAAGAUAAAACGGACAAACAUCAGAAAAUAUUUUGAACAAGAAAUUAGUCUUCUUUUAAAAGAGUAA
Molecule: messenger RNA, 1920 nt
Organism: Entamoeba invadens IP1
Lineage: Eukaryota; Evosea; Mastigamoebida; Endamoebidae
Product: long-chain-fatty-acid--CoA ligase, putative
Exons: 1
Coding region: 1-1920 (639 amino acids)
Biological process (GO): long-chain fatty acid metabolic process
Cellular component (GO): endoplasmic reticulum; membrane
Molecular function (GO): long-chain fatty acid-CoA ligase activity
Source: RefSeq, a predicted model, not a curated record